AUGGACGAUCCGCCGCCACCACCACCGCCGCCUCAUGGCGAAAAUCCCCAUACGACUGAAGGCGAAUAUCGCAAAUCUUCGGACCUGCCAGAUGGCAACUACGACAUCUUUAUCAUCCCACCUCACUCCGCUGGCUCGGGCUUCCUUUACCUUCCGUCGCUGCAGUGCAACCGAAACAGUUUCCUAGCAGGUGUCGCGAGCACACUGCUCGCAUGUUUCGUGUGGUCGUACAUCUCCCCGAUUGUGAAGGCAUGGUAUAUAGCCACGGUCGCUAGCGGCAGUGGUACGGGCAUGGCAGUACUUGCGAUCGGGGUGGGUGUCGUUGGAUGGCUUUUUGGCUCCAUCCAGUCUGCCAGCUCGGGAGACAAUAAAGGCAAUGGCGGUGCUCGAGGUGGGCGGUUCGGAUUUGGUGGCUUUGGUGGUGGUUCUGCGGGCCCAGGCGGUCCUGGAGGCCCGGGUGGCCCUAGGAACGCCGGUCGAAACACCAACCAACAGUCAUCGGGGGAAAUUAUAGCGGCAAUGGGGCGGGUCAGCAAGGACAACGGGGAGGAAACUUUGGUGGAGGACAAACCCACGGCAACCAAUAUUCCGGAGGAGGCUGAAAAGCGAGCUAAGGAGGAACGAGCGAAAGAGGAACGAGCGAAGGAAGAACGGGCUAAGGAAGAGCGGGCUAGGGAAGAGCGAGCUAGGGAAGAGCGAGCUAAGGAAGAGCGAGCUAAGGAGCAGCGCGCUAAGGAACAGCGUGCUAGGGAGGAGCGUGCUAGGGAGGAGCGUGCUCGGGAGGAACGUGCUAGGGAGGAACGCAUCAGAGAAGAACGAGCAAAGCAAGAGCGAGCUAGAGAGGAACGUGCUAAGGAGGAGCGUGCCAGAGAAGAACGCAUCAAGGAGGAGCGUGCCAGAGAGGAGCGGGCUAAGGAACGAGCCAGGGAAGAAGCCGAACGAGAGCGAGCAAAAGAAGAAACGAGGCGCAAAGAGGAGCUACGCCGAAAGAUGGAGGAGUUCAAGCGCAAGCGUGAUGCAGAGGCUAAAGAAAAGGAGAAAAAACGCGAGCGUGAAGCAAUGGAGAAGGAAUUACAGGAACGGCGCGAGCAGCUCGAAAAGGAAAUGGCUGCUGCGAGAGUCGCUGCGGAGAAGGAGGCACGCGAACGACUGGAGAAGGAAGCCGCAGAGGCCCGCGAGAGACAGGCAAAGGCCGAAGCCGAGGCAAAGGCCAAACUCGCAAAGUUGGAAGCAGAAGCCAAAGAGAAGGCUGCUAAAGAAGCCGCUGAAAAAGAAGCUGCUGCAAAGGCCGCCGCCCAAAAAGAAGCUAUGGCCAGAUUUGCGGCGCUCAAGGAAGCAGCAAGCAAGAAAUACGCCGAGAAGAAGGCGCAAGAUGCAAAGAAAGAGGCUGCUGCCAAAUCACCGCCGCCGAAGCCAGCUAGUACUAGCAAUCUGCCUCGCACGCCUUCUCCCAAAAAGCCAGCCCCUCCAGCCGCCAAAACUGCCAACGAUGACGAUGCGUACUCGUUUCGCCCUUACGACCGACCACGGCGGCCAUACGCGGCCGGCACAUCAGUAUACUCCGAGUCUUCAUAUGCACCUUCUCACUCGACUGCGCGUACAACACCUCCCCCUCACAUCGCAGAUCCAGAUAAGAUCGUGAUCCAAGGUGUAUACGCAUUCAACAAUGCCUUUAUGAAGACACCAGUGGCGCAACUUGUCUCGGGCCAAGGCAUGAUCACCGAUGGGCUGGUGCUGCGCAUCACAACCGAAGGUUUAUUCAUCGACGAUGACCUACGCGGCAUCGGCCAGCGUGAGUGGGACGUCAAGGCAUGGACCCUCAAGCUAGCGGAGGUUUGGUGUCCACAAGUGAACACUGCAUCCGCCAAAACUGCGUCCAGCAACCCUUUCUCUUUCCGUCGUGGGAACAACGUCCCCACCAACGAAGAAUCAGAGGCCUUUCUUGGUAACUUGCUUAAGGUAUGCAAGAAUACUUGCCGCCUGGCUUCGCCCAGUGCGUGCUUUGCGCGCAGCGCUACUGCCAGUCAUGAUGGUGGCCCCGUUCACCCGCCCCAGACGGAAUUUCGUGGGUUACACAUUCUCCGCGCCAGUGUUCGUGACCAAGAAGGCAAAAAGUAUGUCUUUGUAUUGCAGGAUACUGAGGCCUGGAAGGUCGCCAUCGGUCUCCAGCGGCUCCGGGCUGGUGCUCUGGUUCGCGCGCUGGGUGUCUCCGCUCUGCCAGUCCCUGAAUGCAAAACCAUGCUCAGUGCUCUCGGUUAUGUUUGA
Molecule: messenger RNA, 2265 nt
Organism: Penicillium crustosum
Lineage: Eukaryota; Fungi; Ascomycota; Eurotiomycetes; Eurotiales; Aspergillaceae
Exons: 3
Coding region: 1-2265 (754 amino acids)
Source: RefSeq, a predicted model, not a curated record